This is a messenger RNA of Drosophila yakuba, 2350 nucleotides long. RefSeq lists its product as uncharacterized. The transcript has 4 exons. Bases 109 to 1869 code for a protein of 586 amino acids. The record is from RefSeq and is a predicted model, not a curated record. NCBI's taxonomy places the organism in Eukaryota, Metazoa, Arthropoda, Insecta, Diptera, Drosophilidae.
GCAUACCAUAGUACCAGCUCUAAAGCAAAACAAGAAGAAAAAACCAUUCUUUUUCUGCAAAGGAAAUAGGUGCAAUUUGGUCGUUUACUAGCUUAAAUCUAGUGUAAAAUGAGUUCGGCCCGCUUUGCGCGCUCCGGGCGCGUCCGCAUCUGCAUCCUGAUGAGCAUGUUCAUCGUGCUCAUCAUGAUGAUAGUGAUCUACCAAAUGUCUCAACACCAAUUGGACGAGAGCCGCGCCUUCCAAGAGGGCCUCAGUGUCCAGAUGCAAUCUCUAAAUGCCGAGAAACUGACCGCCGAGAAGAGAAUGAGUGUGCUGCGCUCGGAAAAGAUGAGCCUGCAGGAGCAGUACGAGGGCCAGUUGGCGGAGGCAGUGCAAAAGCAGCAGGAUACGGAGCACGCACUUCAGGAGAAGUUCGACGCCCAGGUAGAGAAGUACAAGCUGCUGGAGGUGAAGUACUCGGAUCUGGAGGCCGAGUGCCUUAAGAGCAAGAAGAAACACAUCGAGGACACAAAUGCGUUCGACCAAAAGCUGCAAAAGGUCCUCGCUGACCUCCAUAAGGACAAGGCCAGCAAGGAGCGCGAAGUGUCUGCCUGGAAGGAAAAGCUGGUCAAGUUGCAGCGUGAUGGGGAGCACAAGAUUCACGCCCUGGAGGCCACAAUUGCAGAAUUCAAGACAAACUGCAACUAUGUACCUAAAGUUCAGCCUGCCGAGGCGCCGGCCCAUGGCCACCAGCAGCAACUAAAUAAGCCCGCCGAGCAGAUGCCCACAACGCACCACUCCAAUCCCGCCCAGCUGGCGCACAGCAUUGAAAAGCCACGCAACGAGAAGUCCUUCGAUGCCCAAGUGCAAGUGAGUGACGGCCUCUACAGGAUUGGCGGCGGGGUAAAUCUGCUAGCAACUAACCCAAAGCAAAACCUAACCAAACUAAACUUAACAACCGCGUCUACUAAUUCCACAAUUAAGAGUAAUGGUGACGGAACCCAGGAGCAGCCGCAGCACCUGCCUCUGCUGCCCUAUGCCGUGCGCAACAACCACAGCCUCAUACUAACCUCUGUUGAAAACUUUCAGAUUGUUCCCAAAUCGGUCAGUGAGAAGCAGCAGCAGGAGGAGCCGCAACUGUCCGGCGGUCCAGUUUCCCCGCUGAGUGCUCCCCGCAAGAGCAGCACCCAAGCCUCAGUGGGCAGUGCGUCCGACAAGAAAGCCGGCGACGCCCCAAACGCAUCUGUAGCUCCAAAGGUCAGUAGCAGCGGCCUUCCACCGCUUGCAGUGCCACCAGCCAAGCCAGAGCGCAAACUACCCGAAAACGUAGCUCCCAUUCCCGAGAACUUUGAAGACAAAACGGAUACUAAGGGCGACGCAGUCGAUGUGGACACCGCCGCCGAGGAACUGCCGAAGAACGAAAACAACAAUCGUUACGCCAAUGCCGUAAAUGAUAUGGAGGGCAACAAAAAUGUAGGUGUGGCACCCAAACCUCUUGAGGAUUCGGGUGCACACGAAGUUAAGGACGCGUUGAACGAGCUCAGCUUUAAUUUGCCUGCCGCUGGUGGCGGUCAGAAUUUCUUCGACGGCGAAUUGCCGGCUCCUGGUCCCGGUCCCGUUCCCGAUGAAACGGCCAAACAGAUGGCUGAGGCAGCCGGGGUCGGCGGAGGAGGCGAUGGAGAUGACGACGACGAUGUAGGUGAUGUGGCCGUGAAACAGCCACAACAUCUGCUCGAUACAGACAAUCUAAACAACGAAAUCGUGGCCGACCAGGGCAAGGAGUUCGCCGAAGGCAUCCACCUGGAAGACGGCAUGGAUGAAGAUCAAGAUGAAGACGACUACUCCCACGGUGCAGCACGCAAGAAGGGAGGCGAGGUUAUUAGAGAUUAAGUAAGAUAAUUUUCUUAUAAUAUUGAGCGGCAUGUGUGCAAAGGCUUAGAAAACCCUUUAUAUUAAAGCCGUGCUCGGUAAGCCAUAGAUUUGUGGGUUAAUCAUAACGAAAUUCCGCAAACCGAUCAUUGAAUUUGUACGUUAAUUUGCGAUUAUAAAUCGACAUCUAUUCUGGCUUGAGCACGCCCUAAGCUACUUAGUUUGUAAGUUAAGUUCGACGUCAUUUCGUUAAUAGUAAAUGAAAAACAAGAAAUUUAAACUCGCAGGAAAUACAAUACUCUGAGAUGGAGCUACGAACAAAGGCAGACAGUUUACUGUCCGAGCUAAGGUCGAUUUAAAAUGAAGUCUGUUUCGGAUCAGCCUUACAAAUUAUGUGUCGCAAACUAACAACAAUCGAUGUUGUUGCUAAAUCCUCAACCAUUUCAUUAACGAAGGAGACCAUCUUAAAAAUAUAAUGUAGCUACAUAUUUGCAUCUGCGUA